CUCAUGUGAGUGUGUAUCCAAAAUCGGUGAGAAACGCUUGAUAAAUACAUGCAAGUGAUGAUGAAAGUGCAUUUCACUACAAUUUUUCUUAUAUGCAUCGAGCAAUUUACUAAGGCCAUUGCCCAAGGCAUGCCGAUCAGUCCGUGCCCAAAGGUCUUUCAGUACAGAUAUGAUGGUAGUGAAUGGUUCGGUUUAACUGCCAUACGAAAUCCAGAUGUACAGGCUCUACAGAUUCGCGUAACGCUCUCCAUGCGGGGCAAGCCAACGACGAAUUAUCUUGGCGAAAUUGAGUUGCUGACUCGUGGACAGUUUGCAAGCAAUGCGCCAGUGCUUUACAAGAUUCGAUUUCCAAAACAUAACUUUCCUCCCAAAUUAGUGCUUAUUUCGGCUAACAAUCAAGUUAUUUGUGUCGGUUCUGGCGAUCACAGCAUUUUUAUGACUCAAAUUCAGCUAGAGCAUACACGAAAACUUACUUUUAUACCAGAUAAAAAAUCAUCGGGUGUAAUGGUGGCUCCAGGCGGUGCAGAUUUCGGAAUGGUAGUUGGUAAGGAGUUGCCAGCAAAUAAUGAGUUCGGCUCUAAGCCCCUGCCGCACAUCCGGUUCAAGAAAAAACCAUUUCAUUCACCUGGAGAAAUCUGUGGUAAGAUUAAUAAAAGUCUUGGCUUUCGAUUGCCUCAACAAAGGCAACGUAAAAUAACGUCUAACCUUUCAUCAACUUCACAAGGACGGGUCACUACCAAUAAUAGGUUUGGAUUGAGUGCUGAUCACGCUGAUCAAUCGCCAGUUUUUGGGUCUAAUAGUGACUACGACAACGAUGGUAGCGUCACUGUCCUGGAUGAGAUGGAAGAGGAUGGGUUCGACUCAGAUGUCACGUUUACUUUUGUGGAUGGGCAAAAUACCACGACUGGCAACAGCAUGCCUUCAAUAACUCGCGGUGCUUGGCCCUGGUUGGCGGCGAUUUACGUAAAUAAUCUUACAUCACUGAACUUUCAGUGCGGUGGCACGCUCAUCUCUGCGCGGGUGGUUAUAAGCUCAGCACACUGUUUUCAAAUGUUCAACCAGCGUUACACGGCCAACGAAGUGCUUGUCUUUUUAGGCAGACACAAUCUCAAGAACUGGAAUGAGGAUGGCUCCUUAGCAGCGCCUGUCGAUGGUAUAUAUAUACACUCUGAUUACAACAAACAGCUGAGUAGCUACGACGCGGACAUAGCUGUCAUUAUUCUCAAGGAUGAAGUGCGUUUCAACACAUUUAUACAGCCAGUGUGUCUGUGGUCGGGCUCCAGCAAAACGGAAUACAUAGUUGGCGAGAAUGGUAUUGUCAUUGGCUGGAGUUUCGAUAGAUCAAAUUUAACGAAAUUUUCAAAGGAUUCAUCGUCCACAUUUGUACCUGGAGACGGUGCUGCGUCCUAUGCGAGUAACAGUAUACCAACAGUAGUAAGAGCACCAAUAGUUUCCAAUGAGGUGUGUUUUAAGGCCAAUGCACACUUCCGCAGCCUUUCGUCGAACCGCACAUUCUGCGCAGGGUUCUUGGUCGACAUCCACAAAGAUGGUGGCCGCGCUGGUGUUAGCAUAUAUACGGGCAUUUCUGGCGCUGGGCUUAUGAUAUUAAAGAACAAUCGUUGGAUGUUGCGAGGGACCGUUUCCGCCGCUUUGCCCGCUGAUCCCAGAGGGUCGCUGAGGAACGAUUCUGCUCUCUGUUGUACUAGUCAAUAUGUCAUCUAUGCCGACGUGGCAAAGUUUAUUGAUUGGAUUAUGGCCUUUAUAAUAUAAUUUGUGGAGUUACUUUUAUGUAAUGUGAUAUGCCACCAUUCAGAUGCUAAAUGAAUUUGAAGUAAAUAACUGCUGUGAUAACCGUUGAAUAGGUUAAGAUAUAAUUUAAGAUAUGAUCACGUUUCACGUGCAGGCAGAUCAGAGCUACCUUAAA
Drosophila montana is the source of this 1924-nucleotide messenger RNA. It is a transcript of the gene gd, whose product is annotated as gastrulation-defective. Gene Ontology annotation, biological process: proteolysis. Bases 49 to 1770 code for a protein of 573 amino acids. The record is from RefSeq and is a predicted model, not a curated record. Lineage: Eukaryota; Metazoa; Arthropoda; Insecta; Diptera; Drosophilidae. Gene Ontology annotation, molecular function: serine-type endopeptidase activity. The transcript has 5 exons.